Messenger RNA from Macrobrachium nipponense, 6641 nucleotides. RefSeq names its product serine/threonine-protein phosphatase 6 catalytic subunit-like (gene PpV). Bases 52 to 963 code for a protein of 303 amino acids. Gene Ontology annotation, molecular function: protein serine/threonine phosphatase activity. Gene Ontology annotation, biological process: G1/S transition of mitotic cell cycle. Gene Ontology annotation, cellular component: cytoplasm. Lineage: Eukaryota; Metazoa; Arthropoda; Malacostraca; Decapoda; Palaemonidae. The record is from RefSeq and is a predicted model, not a curated record. The transcript is spliced from 7 exons.
AAGUGAAAUAAAGUAUAUGCAAGACCGUAGCCCCUUCACCUAUAAACAAAAAUGGCGGACGUUGACAAGUGGAUAGAAAUUGCGAAAGAGUGCAAGUAUUUGCCCGAAAGUGACCUUAAGAAAUUAUGCGAAUCAGUAUGUGAAUUGUUAUUAGAAGAGGGCAACAUCCAGCCAGUGUCGACCCCUGUUACUGUAUGUGGAGACAUACAUGGUCAGUUUUAUGACCUCGAAGAACUCUUUCGAACUGGGGGUCAGGUUCCCGACACAAAUUACAUAUUUAUGGGUGAUUUUGUAGAUCGAGGAUACUACAGCCUAGAAACCCUUACUAGACUUCUCACGCUUAAAGUGAAAUGGCCGCACAAGAUAACGCUACUUCGAGGAAAUCACGAGUCUCGCCAAAUUACUCAAGUUUAUGGGUUCUACGACGAGUGCCAAAACAAAUAUGGAAAUGUUAAUGCAUGGCGGUAUUGCUGCAAAGUCUUCGAUCUUCUGACUAUAGCUGCUAUUAUUGAUUGUGAAAUAUUUUGCGUCCAUGGAGGAUUGUCUCCAGAAAUUAACACCCUUGAUCAAAUUAGAACAAUAAACAGAAAUCAGGAGAUUCCACAUAAAGGUGCCUUCUGUGAUUUAGUGUGGAGUGAUCCAGAGGAAAUUGACACAUGGUCCAUGUCUCCUAGGGGAGCUGGUUGGCUCUUUGGUGUGAAAGUUACUCAUCAGUUUAUGGAUACCAAUAGUUUAAAACUCAUCUGUAGAGCUCACCAACUUGUUAAUGAAGGCAUCAAGUAUAUGUUUGAAGGAAAACUAGUGACAGUCUGGUCUGCACCCAACUAUUGUUACCGAGCAGGAAACGUAGCCUCCAUCCUCUCCUUUACGUCAGCGAGCGAAAAGCACGCCAAGCUCUUCGAUGCUGUUCCAGAUGACAAGAGAGUGAUUCCUCCCGUACACACCACACCUUACUUUCUGUGAGAUGAUUCUGGGCAAAGUUUUAGUUCACGUGUAUGUAUGUCAGCUGGCGUUUGUAUUCCCUGCCUCCUAGUGUGAACGGGUAUUGGGUAUGAGUUUUCCCCUCGUCAAGGUGUGUGGCCGUGUUCGCAUUUCAACUUGUGCACUGUAUUCAGGUGCAGUCAGUUGUUGUGCUCACGUGUCGCCUAAUCUUGCAAUCCAGUCACUUCUGAAGAGUCGUUUAUUAUGUGAUCCAUCUUUUGAAGUCUUAAGACAAGUUUCUCCUAUACUGUAUGCAGUAUGACUCAGUGAUGUAUAUAUUUAUAAAUUUUUCCUUGCAAGUCUCUCUCUUUAUUUUUUCUUUCUUGGCUGGAGAAACUCAUCCUAAAAUAUUGGGAAAAGAGGGUCUACUGUGAUGGAAACAACCACCCAGACCAGGUUUUAAAUAAGGAAGGCUUUGUUUCAUUGUGCCUUGAAUAGGAUUGAAUAGGAACGAGUGUUUUGAUCAUUCAUGGCACGUGCAUUGGCCCUCAUCGUCGUGAUGUGUCCAGAGAAAUUUUAUGCAAAAUUGUCUUUUCUUUUGACUCGUCAACACUCCUUCCUACGAAGAAGUAUCAAAACCUGGUGAAAUAAAAAAAAAAAAUAGUAAUAAAAAAAAGUGGGUCAGAUUUAUGUAAAGGCAGACUAUUCAUUGUUACUUAAAUGGUGCUGAUCAUACUGAUGCUAAAGUAGGAUCAUUUUUAUCAUUCACAUUUUUUGAGACUUCAAAUUUUUUGUUGAAAAAAAGUUACAAAAAGUUUAGAGCCAGUAUGAGAUUAUUGUAUAUUUUGUGACAAAUUUCUUCUUUUUUUUUUUUUUUUUUACUGUUAUUCACAUUUAGGUUAAACUAACCUGUCUUUUAUGCAGAUGGUUGAAGUAAAUAUAAAUAUAUAUAUACUUACUGCAGGGAGGAGCAGUAGAAAUUUGUUAAAACAACCAUACAUUUCGAACAGGCUAGUUCAAUUUUUUCUUUUAUAUGGAAUCAGUAUUUAUAAUAGUUAUUUUCUGAUGACUUAAGUACAAGUUAAAGUGGAAGUAUAGAGAUUUGAUAUUAAGGUGAGUCCUUUGUACUUGUGGAAAAGUAUUUAAAAGUGGGCGUAGAACUUAUGUUUACAAGUGAUCUCCAUUGAUGUGAUGGUAUUAAAGGCUAACUGACAAAGAUUGUGUCACCAUGAAGUCAGAGAAUUGCAGGGGAAGUCGGUUUUUUCCUGAUUAUGCAGUAGCUUUGUUAUUAAUUAUUAAUGUUUCAAGUUCCAGUGACAGUACUACAUCCAUUGUUACUCAGAUGUUAUGCCUAGGAAGGAAUUUCGCUUCUGGGAUAUUUCAAAGAUUUUUAACUCUUCCAUCAGUGCUUUUAUGAGUGGCUCCAAAAAUGGUAUACAUUAUUUUUCAUAGAUUAGAUCAUUCCAUUGAUAUAUAUAAAUAUAUAUAUAUUAUAUACAUUAUUGUAGUUCUUUAGCAAUUGCAGUUCUUGGAGAACAUGAGGAGGUUUGCACUUAAAACGGGUGUCGUUUUUUGCAUGUAUUUAUACAGUAUUCUCUCGUAAUAGCAUUCCGAGUCUUCCUUUUCAAAGUAGCAGGUCACGAAACCAUGUGGGUUAAGUUGAUGGAAGUUGAAUUCCAAAAUCUUCCCUUUUUAGGUCAUCAUUUCAAAUAAUGAUGUGAUACAAAUCAUGGAUAUUCUUGCGUGAAGACCGUUUUGUUAUGCUUUUCAAAAUGCAAGUCAUCCGUUUCCUAUUUAUUUUCUGCCUACUUAAAGUAAUAUCUUACAGUAGUUACUCCAAGCAUAUGCUGUAUUGUAAUCCUAUUUUGUGGCAAACCAUUUUAACAUACAGGCUGUUCAUGAUUUUAUAGUAAAUGACGUAAAAUGCAGGCUACGGAUUUGAACACUAGUCAUCAGCUGUCUGUGAUUUAUUUCUCUGACCCAUUGACCUUUUUCUCGAAGGAUAUGGUCUUGCAUUAAUGAUGGUCUUUCUGGCUAUUGUAUGGCAGCAUUUGAUUUAUCUUUAGGAAAUCUCUUCUUGUAGUCGAGUGCUUUUCUUGUUGCAUCAGGUGGUCGGUGUCGCUCAUGUGUUUUAAAAGAAAGUCCGCUUUGUUAGAAAUUGAUAGUGCCUUGUAUGAUUCUGAAGUAUAUACACUAAUAUCUUACAUAGAAGAUUUUUUUCUUUCAAAGACAAGACCCUUACUAAUGAUGCCAAAAUUUCAUUUAUUUUAUAUAGUAUAUAUCUUUUUGUGGGUAGUGCAAUGUAGAGGUGUCCUUGUAACCCUCCAAAUGCUGUGACUUGUUUGUUUCUCACAUUCCAUGUUAAAACCUUCUGGAAUAAGAGAAGUCAUCAGUAGUAAACACUUGCACCUCUCUCCUGGUAAAUUUUGCUGAUACGUAUUCCUAGCACUCAGCACAAAGGGUAUGUUUUCUUAUCUAACACCAUUUUAUUUAUUCUAUUCUUAAUGCAUGUCAUAGUUAUGGUUGUAUGCAAACUGCAUUUCGCAUGUAAUUUUGUUAUAGAUAACGUAUAAUGAUAAGGUGCUGUAAGCUGUUUGUAGUUUAUAGACAUCUAUACAAUCGUUUUCAUUAUGGCUUGACUUUGGAGUUUUAUUUCAUUCUGUAGGAGGACUAUCACCAAUUUUUCAUUGAGAUUUGUGCUGAAUCUCAUUCAUGAUAUGCAAACCGAGAGCUGUUGCACCAUGAAGCACACAAAUACUCAAUGAUUGAAGCACAGUGUCAGGCUUUCUGCCAGUGUCUUUUUCAUAGCAGACCUCCGCAUGAUUCCAAAAGUUGAAGUCAAACGGCACCUGAGGCACAUUAUGUUUUAGCAUUGCAUGCGAGAGGGACUGCUGUCUUCGAGCCAUUGUCUCGGGGAUGAUCGGUGUAAACAAGAGCAACAGCUCAGCAAUUUACAUUAACAGCUUGUAGUGGUGAGUGAUCCCUUUAUGGUUGUGAGAAUAUGUGGCGCACAUUUAGUCAUUUUAUUUCUUUUGUUACUGUGAACAGUAUUUUACUUAAAGCAUAAUGGUAGUGAUGGAUGGUAGGAACACUCCUGCAGAUACACUGCUGAGAAUCAAGUUGAUAUUUAGAACCCUGCCUGCUAUUUUCAUUGACCAAAGAUUUUAUUGUUGAUUCAUUCAUAUCCUGUACCUUUGCCAAAUUGUGAUGAUUUAUGCUCCCAGUUGAUGGCGGUAAAACAUUGCCUUUCUCGAGUGGGAAGCUUGUGGAAACGUCAAUAUUAGGAGAUGUUGGUUUUCCAGGUGAAUACAUAUUUAGUUUGAGGAUUUAGUUGAUGCUGCCUAGUUGCGAUUUUCAGACAUGGUAGCUGGUAGAUGUGAUAGGCAUUUUAUGUGAGCAUAAAGGGAUGAAUGCAUCUACUUUGGGUUUGAUUCAAAUGCUUGUGCAUGAGGCACCAUUUUACUGAUAUUAUUGUUACUUACAUAUUGGCAUUUAUAGUUCUGGCAGUCCGUGCUUGAUAGAUUAUGGUGUUCAUAGUAUUUAUUGUUGUUUAACCAUUUGUUAGUUUUGGUUAGUAUUUUGGUUUUGGCAAAUGUAGCUCUGCAUGCUGUAGUCCAGUAUAGUUUUGCUAAUCAUUCCAUUUGUGUCAGACAGAUGCAAAGUACUUACUUUUCUAAUGUGAGGAUAAGUUACUACUCAUUGUACACCGCAAAUGGUGGAAACUUAAAAAUACAGGUGUCUAAACAUCUAGAAUAGGCAUGUUAAACAAAGGAAUAUUUAGGGUUACAGUGAAGAAGAGGCAAAAGAAAAAGACAGGGUAGUUAAGUUAAUGGAUAAUAGUUCUUAGCAUAUUUAUAAGGGUCAGUUAUACUUAUAGGAUAGGUUAGGUUCUCCUUUUUUUUUAACAUUUGGUGGCUUACUUGCCUCAGUGGAAUCAAGAGGUGCUUCCAUAAAGGUUAAGUUGGCUUUCUUUCCAAACUUCUUCAAAUUAGCAUUGAAUUUACUUUAGUUUUUGGGGAUUGUAUUAAGAGAAGAUGCCACCUAAAAGUUACGGAUCUGGACAGUAAUGCUUUCGCAUGCAUUCUUGCUACUGUGUUCAGAAAAUAUUUUGUUGAUUCAUUCGUUUUUGCCAUCAGAUGUGGGUUUCAGUAGUCAAAUGGAAAGUUUAAGAAUAUUUUACCUCCAUAAUUUUUAAGAGAAGUCUUGUAGACCUAUGCUUCCUCACUGCUUGAAAUCAUCAUGAAUUACUGCCUGUUAUUUCUUUUGACAUUGUCUUCUUACCACGUUGGGAGAAGCAGUGGCAUGGCGUCAGGCAGUUACUAAUGUCAGUUACCCUCUAAGACCGCACAGACUAAAGUUAGCACAGGCUCACAUGAAAUACACCUCUGCUCAGCCAGAUAGCUGUUUUGCAAUCAAAAUGAAGAAGGAGAUCGAGGGAAUGCGAGAGCUCGUGUUAACGAUGCAGUCGAAGAACAAACUAAGAGAAAGUAGUAGUAGUAGUAGUCUCCUACCCAUGACUUGGCCAAAAUAGAAAUUUUUGAUCUCACUGAGUGGUUGGUCUGUUUUAACUGUGAAGCCCCAGAUGCCUCAUCGUCAUCAUCCACUGACUUGCUGUGAUGUCAACAUUACCUGUGUAUUCUAGUUAUACUCAAACAGAUUUCUAAACCAAUAGUAAACUGUGAUUGUCCCGAAACAUAUUCAACAGAUUGUCGUGAUACAGAAGCUUCUAAUACAGGCUUUUGAUGUGUGUUAAAUCUUUUUUUUUCUUUCUUUCUUUCUUUUUCUUAAUUUUUUUCUACUUCUCUCCUUGUUCAUACCUCUCUUGUCUGGAGUAUAUGUAAUGAGUGUCCAUAAUGAGAGAUUUUUAAUAUUUUAUUUUUUAGCCUAAGUAAUGGAGGCACAUAUGAGGUACAAAAAUAUCUGACUGUUAUAUAUCACUUAGGGAACCAAAGAUAGGAACAGAUGGCAUUGACAUCCCUCUCAGAGAUGAUGAAGCCUUAGAAUCAGUGUAAGAACUCUUGAUGUACUUGUCCCCUGCUCUCGUUGUUAUGGUUCUUUCAGAAAUAAUCCUGAAGCGAUGGAGAGAGAGAGAGAGGAAAACGUAAUAGUUCAGAAGGUAUUUCAAGCUGUUCUUUCCAAAUGCACAACUUAGUACGGUUCAGUAAACUGUAAAUCUUCCGUCAACAAGAGAGACAUAGUGUCUUUGUGGAGAUGAUAGAAUCAUCCGUUUUAAUCUUGUAGUUUUCAUCAUCAUUUUUUGUUUGACAAAAGAACCUUACCCUCUACUAUUUUAUCUGUGUAUCCCGAAAGUUUGCUCAUCUAAACCAAUAUUUCAACCUGCAAAAGCAUCAACAAUUGAAGUCAGAGGCAGUACAAGUGCAACUAUAUCAUAGACUAUAUUGUGUUUGAAGAGCAUAAAAUCAUAGAAUUACUGCAUUGAACAACACAUCUAGUUUGCACUGGAAGGAUAUGUCUGAUAUAUCUGUAUUUGUAGUCCUUAGCCAUAUGUCAUCUUAUUGCCAUAUCACAAUUAUUAGGUCUCAGUUGUAGUAUUUUCAAUUAUUUUUAAUUUUAAUGUUCCUAUACCAAAAUAUUCCUGUGAUCAAGAUUUUGACUUUGGAUAGAAUAAUAACCAUCUGUAAAUAGAAUUCAACAGUCCAAAAAAUAUCCCUCAGACAGAUUGUAAAACCUUAUGUAAAAAUAAAAACAUGCUUUCCAGA